Messenger RNA from Perognathus longimembris pacificus (Pacific pocket mouse), 1707 nucleotides. RefSeq names its product DnaJ heat shock protein family (Hsp40) member C28 (gene Dnajc28). Lineage: Eukaryota; Metazoa; Chordata; Mammalia; Rodentia; Heteromyidae. The coding region runs from base 75 to 1220 and encodes 381 amino acids. The record is from RefSeq and is a predicted model, not a curated record. The transcript is spliced from 2 exons.
GGCGGGAGUCCCAGAGCGCCUUGGCCUUGUAGGUGAAGGUCAUUCUUGGGAAGAACUCUGGAUAAGAUAACACAAUGCAUGUAAUGAAGGCUCAGGUCUUAAGAUCCCAUUUGAUCAAUGCUUCAUUGACUCCUGCUGUAGUGAAAAUGCUGCCGUACCUUAGUGUCAUCAGAAGCAGGAUGAUGUCUACCCAUAAAUCCAAAAAGAAAAUGAGGGAAUAUUUUAAGCUGCUGAAUCUAGAUGAAGGCUGCUCUGCAGAUGAUGUCAGGGAAUCUUUUCAUAAACUUGCCAAACAAUACCAUCCAGACAGCGGCUCUACUAAUGCUGAUUCUGCAGCAUUUAUAAAGAUUGAAGAAGCUUAUAGGAAUGUGCUUUCCCAUGUAAUUGAAGAAGCCAAUGCCAGACGGAACAAAGUUGAAGAAGCAGAAGAAGAAGAAAAUAUGAAAUACAAUACACCCCAACACCGACACUAUUUAAGCUUUGAAGGUAUUGGCUUUGGGACCCCCAGUCAACGAGAGAAGCAGUAUAGGCAAUUUAGGGCAGACCGGGCUGCUGAGCAAGUGAUGGAGUAUCGAAAGCAGAAACUGCAAAGGCAGCAUUUCACUAACAGCUUAACUGUUCAAGAUGUGAGACACAGUAGAGAACAGAAGAUCACGCAAGCCAUUGAGCGAUUAGUGGAGGACCUCAUUCAGGAAUCAAUGGCAAAAGGAGACUUUGACAAUCUCAGUGGGAAAGGAAAACCUCUAACAAAGUUUUCUGGCUGUUCAUAUAUUGACCCCAUGACGCACAACCUGAACAGAAUAUUGAUAGAUAAUGGAUACCAACCAGAGUGGAUCUUAAUGCAAAAGGAAAUAAUGGAUACCAUUGAGCAACUCAGAGAAGCAAUUUUAGUGUCGAGGAAAAAGCUUGGGAACCCAAUGACACCAAUGGAACAGCAACAGUGGAAGCAGGUUUGUGAGCAGUUCCAAGAAAACAUCAGAAAACUCAACAAGAGAAUUAAUGAUUUUAAUUUAAUAGUCCCCAUCCUUACCAGGCAGAAAGUGCAUUUUGAUGCACAGAAAGAAAUUAUCAGAGCCCAGAAGAUGUAUGAGUCCUUGAUAGAAACCAAAGAAGUCACUGAUAAAAUCUCCAAUGACAUGAAUCCAGAAGAAGGGAAAACAGCUGGAAGCAGGGCAGGUGUUUUAAACUGGUGGAAUCUCUGGAAAUUUAUUAAAAUCUGACCAUUUUGAUGUGUGUGGAAACUAUAAGAAAGUGAGUCAGAGAUGUCUUCAAUCAGCUUUUCUCUGAGGAUAUACCAAGAAAGGAAGAGAAAUCAUUUAAGAAAAGGAAUAAUCCAUUUCAGGGUUUAUAUGUUAAGUCUCUAGGUAGAAUGGUCAACAACUAUGACUCACACAUAGGAAUCAUACAGAGAAUUCCAGAAGUCUUAGAAUAAUUUUAAGCUUUAAUAAAAGCAGCCAUUGCUUGCCAUUUUCAAACAAGUACUUAAAAACAAAAUAUGUAUUUUCAAACCACUGAAGUUAUAAUGAAAUGUAACCUACUGCACCUCCUAAUGAUACAUACUUUGUACAAGUUUGGUGGAUGUUUAUUCCUGAACUUUUUUUUUUUUGCCAGUCCUGGGACUUGAACUCGGGGCCUAAGCACAGUCCCUGCCUUCCUUUUGCUCAAGGCUAGCACUGUACCACAUGAGCCACAGCACCACUUCUGGCU